UCACACAUGGAGCAUAAAGACGGUCUGUACAUAUGAGCUUUAUUGUUUUUACUCCUAAUUCUGAAGCCAUGAGUCUGGGAGGCGAGCUGUGCUAUAAAGCGCAUCGUAUGGAAGUGGAUGAAGACUUUUACUCGUUUGAGUUGAGCACCGAUGAAGACCUGCCGGUGUAUAAGGACAGUGAGGAGCUGUUCGCGGCCCUUCGACAGAAGGAGGAUGAAGUUCUCCUGGCCGCACAAGUGGGGAACACGCUCCUCUUGGAGAACAGACGACUGAAAGACGAACUACAGAAACUUCAUGACAAAUACGCACCGCAGCUGGAGGAGCUGCAGCAGGGCAGGUAUGAGCUGCAGGUGAAACUGGACGGCUGCCAGGCGCAGUGGCAGAGUCAGGUGGGCGAGCUGGAGCGAGACGUGCAGGAGCUGCAGACGCAGGUGGAGAGAUUGACGCAGACCCUGAGUGAGACGGAGAGAGAGAAAACCAGACUAAACCACGAACACAAUGAACAGAGCCAGAGACUCCGAGAACAACUCCACAGGGCUAUGGAAGUGGAGCAAACCAUGACCAACAAGCUGCAGAGACUCAAACAGGAAAUGAGAGAACGGGGACACGCCAGACCUCAGGAUGAAGAAAUCAUUAGCGCUCUAAGAGAACAGGUAGCGAGACUCACGCAGCGUGAACAAACACAAGAGCAGCGCUUUAAGACCGUGUGUCAAGAGAAUGAGGAACUAAGAGAGAGUGUGUCUUCACUACAAACACGCCUGGAUCGACAGGAGCAACAGAGUCAAACACACAUACAACAGCUGGCAGAGACGUGUCGUGAGGUGGAGGUGGUUCGUUCUCGGGCUCAGGAGCUGCAGUGUCAGGUCGAGGAGCUCCAGGAGGAAGUUGCCCUCCAGGAGAAAAGUCACAACGAAUCGUCAUUACUGUCAGAACUUGAGCACAGUCUGGAGCCCACAGUCUGGAGUCUGGACAGAGAACAGGUCUCCCAAGAAGUGCAGUACAUCCUGGAAAUACUGCGACCCGUGACCUGCAACUCAGAGGCUGAGCACAACUCGCAUGACAGCCUGCAGGGCAUGCUGACACAAUUGAAGCAUACAGCACAAAGAAUCGCACACUGUGACACACUACAGGACAUGAGAAAGUCCAUUGUGGGAGCGGUGAACGAUCCUUGUGAGAACACUAAACGGCAGCAGGAGCUUCUGGAUCAGAAUAAGCGUCUUACAGCGGAGAACACGGAGCUCAAGCAGCGUGCAGAAACAAUGCUGGAUAAAGAAGUUGUUCAACAGGCCAUCAAGGACCGUGAUGAUGCCAUUGCUAAGAAAACAGCGAUGGAGACAGAGCUGAUGAGAACUAAACAUGAUAUGAUGUGUCUAAACAACCAGCUGCUGGAGGCCAUUCAGCGCAAACUACAACUUUCUCAAGAACUGGAGGCUUGGCAGGAUGACAUCCAGAUUAUCAUUAAUCAACAGUUGAGGAGUCAACAGCAGAUAGAACAACUGCCUCAGAAGAGAUCAACUGGUCGCCUUUCUUUCCUGCGUAAAUCCAGACGUCCAUCCUGUUCCCCCUCCAUCAUAUCAGAGAUCGGCCCAGAGCAGAAUCAGUCGCCCUGGAGAGACUGGCUCAAACUCAGCAAAUAAACCUGCUGCUCGGCCUUGAGUGCUGGCACUCAGAACUUACCGGACAGAUGGGUACAGGAGAAGCACAACCUGAGACUGUAUCAGACUCUCAUGGAUUAUGAUCAGCAGAGAAUUGCCAAAGACGCUGGCCAAGUAAUUAAAAAAUAGAUUUGGAAUGGUUACACCUGAGAAAAAACAAAAGGACAACGUGUUGGUGAAUCUAACGAAAAACAUUUCCAGGUCAUAUUUCACCCCAAAAUCAGAGGAAAAUAAUAAUAAUAAUAUUUUGCAUGAAGAAAUUGAAGCUUAUUUUUCCAUUUUUUUUCUCAUUUAUUUUGCAUUGUGAUAUUGUUUUAUGACAAUUUAACAAAUUUUCCCUCAAAUUCUCAUUACUGUGAUGCAUCUGGACCCUUUUGAGUUUUCUCAUUUUUAUAACAUUCUGAUUACUGUAAUAGAGUAUUUUUUGUAUUACAGUGAAAAGAAUAUAAAAAUGUAACGAUACAUUGUUGUUUUAUUGCAUGACAGUAAUGAGAAUGUUGGGGUUCUAAACAUUGUUAUGGUCAUAAAAACAGGCUUCAUUAUGUUUCAGCAAAAUAUAAUUAUUUCUUUUGAUUUCAGAGUGAAAUUAGACUCAAACUUGUUCUUGAUGGAUAAGAUUCACUAUACUGUAUAUUGUGACCGUUUCUACCAAUCUGACCGUCAUAUAACUCCAGAAACACUGUUUAUUUAAUUGGUACUUGUUUGAUAUUGUCUAAUCCCAAAUGUAAGGGAUAAGCAAAUCAAUGCACAAUGACAUCAUGCUGGUCAUGAUCAUGUUUUUGGUAUCGAUAUUGUAUAAAAUAACAUUACAGAGAAAGAUGCAAUAUUUUCAUUCAUAAUUGAAAUGAUGUGAUUUGCAAGCAUGUUAGAGCAUGAAUGGAGUAUAACGGAUACUCAAGAAGGUGGUGCUUAAAAACUGACAUUCUUAACUCACUGAUAUGAAGGAUUUAUAAUGCUCAAACUGCUCACACUCCACAAUGUGUUAUUACAAUCAUUAUAUUUGUAAUAAAAUGCCAUUUUGAAAUAAGUAGGUUGUACUUUUUGUAGGUUAUAUAAAUAUUUUCAA
Messenger RNA from Xyrauchen texanus (razorback sucker), 2721 nucleotides. RefSeq names its product BICD family-like cargo adapter 1. The transcript has 10 exons. Bases 33 to 1637 code for a protein of 534 amino acids. Gene Ontology annotation, biological process: vesicle transport along microtubule; Golgi to secretory granule transport. Lineage: Eukaryota; Metazoa; Chordata; Actinopteri; Cypriniformes; Catostomidae. The record is from RefSeq and is a predicted model, not a curated record.